Molecule: messenger RNA, 4442 nt
Organism: Drosophila melanogaster (fruit fly)
Lineage: Eukaryota; Metazoa; Arthropoda; Insecta; Diptera; Drosophilidae
Exons: 8
Molecular function (GO): GTP binding; GTPase activity
Source: RefSeq, marked reviewed
AUCGACGGGAGAUGAACAGCACCGAGAGCAGCAUCCGCCAGCAGAUUCGCAAGCCAGUUCGCUGCCAGAAGCCAAAACCCAAGGCAAAGCCAGCCGAACCGGGCCAAUUCUAGGGGAACGCGUGUGUGUGAAGCAGUCGAGCCGAGCGGGAUGGCUAAGAAACAAUAGAUACGACUAUGUAAAUGCCUUUUUGAAAAGUGCCAGAAACACAUGUACAUAGAGUAAAGCGAGGCUAGAACAGAAGAUAAAGGAUAUUAUGUUGCUGCCAAAAUGAGUAGAAAGUUUGCAAAAAAACGCCCCGAAAAUAAGCCAACAGCACAACCUGAGAAGUGAAACUGAAAAAGUGUUUUCCUCCACUAAACUUAACUAAGAGCGGCACCACAAUAAGAAAAUCAUAAUGAUGAUGGAUUAACUGAUCCCAGUUGUUGUUCAUGUUGUGCGAGUGAGACAGCGCGAGUGUGGAAGGAGCACCGGAAGUGGCAGCAGUAGCGGCAUUAGCAGCAGCAACAGCACCGCAGCAACAUUGCAGCAGCAGCAGCAGCAGCAACAGCAAAGGCGAAAUCAGCAAAUACAAACGAAUCAUCUAGCACUACCACAAAACGCAAUAUAAUUUCAAACCUGCUGGCUUCGCAUCCACCCAAAACGUGUCCUUCCAUCCCAAAAGAUCCAAUAAAUCCGGCAAGCUGGCGUCGUUUAAGCAGAAGAAUAACAAUAACACCAUUAGCAAUUACAACAACAAUAUAAUGUGGAGUAGUACUAUAUCGCCAACCAACUCUAAGAAACUGUUGAUCGGAAGCACACGAAGCGUUGAUUAUGUCGGUGAUAGUGCGAGGACAGCAGCAGGCAAUAUCAAAACAGGAGCAGCAGCAGCCGCAGGAGCCAAAGGAUCAAAAUCCAAAGCCACAGCCACAGCCCCCACAACCAAGAUCUCAAUCGAAAUGGAGCUCCACAUACAGAACAAGUGCAUCUCGGCAUAGCGCAUCACUCUGGAGGGUGGUGCGGAGCCGCCAUGGCUGCAGGGCCCCCUUAAAGCCGCGUUUUUGGGGGCUACUGGGGUCGGCAAAACAAGCAUACUACAGCAAUUUUUCUACCAUGACUUUCCCAGGACUCAUCAGACGACAACUCAUCGCAAGAUCUACAAAAACUGUCUGGUCUGCGACACCUGCAUACGUGAGCUGAUGGUACUGGACGUUCCUCCCCAGAAGCGAUUUCCGGCUGACAACUUCGCCGAGUGGAACAACGGACAUCCGCUGGGGCUGCGAACGGUGCACGCCUAUGUCUUGGUCUACGACAUGGGCAACUUGGAGACCUUUCAAUACUGCCGCUCGAUGAGAGAUCAGAUCUUGGACAGUUUCAGUCAUCGUGAUUUUAGCAUAAUUGUGGUCGGCAAUAAAUUUGACAAUGUGACUGAGGCGCAGGCCAACUCGCAGGAGCUCAAGGACAUUUCCACGCUGGUGCGCAAACAUUGGCGCUGCGGCUACGUCGAGUGCUCGGCGCAAUAUAACUACAAAAUCGGAGACGUUUUCCGCGAGCUGAUGGGCUGCACCAGCGCUGUAGGAGGAGGCGGCGCCGGCGGAGGUGGAGGCGUGGCCGGGGUCGGUGGCCUGGUUGGCACUGAGUACUCACAAUCAACUAGGAAUAAAGGACGCUGUACAAUACUGUAGCAAGAGUUGCAUAAGUUUUAUAAGCAAACGCGCUGAUCUGGCGCAUUACAUCCGAGUGAAUUCAUCGCAAGACGGUGGCUGCAGCUGGGACACGGUGGCGUAUACGCAAUCUCCAGGGAGGAAGCACAAAGACGACAUUGUUGCCCCUUGCCAACGCUUGCCCUCUGAUGCAUAUUUUACCAUAUAUUUUAGUGGCCACACUCCGCACAUCUUCUCCUUUGUUUGCCAUUAUUACAACAUUUUGUGUUCCCGGCUGUUUCCAUGGACGCUUUUGCUCUGCUUAUUUAAAUGGCAGUGGCAAUGGCAAUGGCCAUGGCCCCGCCGCACACAGGACACGUUUGGCCAGCACCCAGAUCCCGAUCCUGACGACGGCUUUUGUGCGUCCGCAUUUGCAAUUCAAUUCAUAUUUCGCUGGCAGGAAGUGCAAUGGCCAUGAAUAUGCAGAGAUAUCCGCAAAGUGCAGCCACAAUGGCCGGCGAAAGUUCCCUUUGCGACCAUCAUCAUUAUCGUUGUGGCUAUUAUUUGUGUCGUGGAUCGUAAAUAGGCAAUUAAUCCCACCAUAAUUUACAAUACGUUUUAUGUACGAACGAAUAACCUUGUUAUCAAACAAACUAAAGUCGGUUAGGAACUAAAGUAAAGAACUAAGCUAUACACACAUAUACUUAAACAUAUAUGUAUACAUUAACGUUGUGAUCAUUUCAAGAAUUAGUUCUUAAGGCACUCCGACCCAGAACGUCGGCCAAUGUCAAGUGAAGUCAAGUCAAGUCAAGUCAAGUAUCCGUAUCCGUAUCCGGAACUGGAAUACCAGAAAUACUUAGCUAUAGGACACAGUACGAGUAAGAGCAAUUUAAUAAAUAGUCGUAAGUGUUUGGAGAGCGGUCGAAGGCGGUAAAAUCAAACAGUUACAAUCAUGCCAUGAAAAUCCUCAACAGGCCAGCUCCAUAAUAUCCAUAAAUAUUCGCUCCGCAAUUUGCUUGAAAUGAAUAACCACCCGAAUCUGGCAUCAAGUUAUUGCAAUAUAACCUAAACCACAGAUCAAUCAUUGACUUUACCCAUGUUUCGCCAUCGAGGAGCCGUGAUCCAGAAGCCUUAAGAACCCAGAAGCAAAUGAUGCAUAGAACACCUUAGUGUAAAGUAAGAUAACAACUUGAUCGAAGCGCACAAAAAACGAGCAUUGUGUUACCAUCGCAAACUCGAAAUUGUCAGAGCCCAGAUUGAAGAAAGGUCGAAGGCCACAUCUGCGUACAGUAGUAUCGAAAUCGCCUAUCUAUUAGGUAGGUGUGGUUCUAUAUAUCCGUACUGGCGAUCGUCAAGUUAAUUAGGUUCUGAGCAGAUCUACGAAACACGUACAUACCAUUCUGAUCUCUUUCUUUACCUCAAGAAGACAACUUAAACUACUCAAAAGAAAAGCAAUCAAGGCUGACUUUGUACAUAGGGAUUUCAAUGAAAGAACUUGGCAAAAAGCUACGGGAACCGACUUUUACAGCAAUACAUAUAAAUAAGCUCUAACUGAUAUUCAAGAUAGAUACAUAACUGGGCGCACUGCCACAAUGGUUCCACUCCCAGUUGAGUGCUCGGCUAGGAUUCUAGGAGUAGCUGAGCCAGCAAGUAUCUUGAAACAAUUCGACGGCAUUAUUUUAAGGUUAACCAAUGCAAAUCGAUAAUAAUACGAGGGUACUAGCCCAUUAUUGUUAUACAUAUUAUUAUUAAUAUAGAUUUCGCGGCUUUAAGAUGGGUGGGGGUAAGGUUUGAAAGUUUUUUGAUGGAGAAUAUAUACAAAAAGGGGCCUGUCAGGCAGUUGUUUGCCACUCUUACAGAGAGUUAUUUGAAAAAAGCCCUUUUUCAGAUUUUUAAUUUCGCUUUAAGGUGAAAGAUGUUUCCUUUCUUAAAUUAAGAAAGAAUUUCAAAAACGUUGCUGUAGCUUUUUAGUUUCGCUGCGAUUAACUUUAGAAUUAUACAGAAUAUUUUGAAAUAUUGAAAAACGAAAAGAAAUGAAAAGAAAACCUUACCCCCUCUUCCAUGAAGGAUAGACCGUCUAAGCACUAAUGAUAUUAGCAGCUUACAAACCGGGAAUUUUUAACCUGCACCCAUUACCGAACUGAUCCCAACUUGAGAAAUGUGUUUAUGACAUGCAUCUUUCCAAACAGUAAACCCUUCAAAACUUGCAUUACUGAAAGCCCGAAAUAGACAUACUUAUAUAACAUACCUAUAUAUACACAUAUUUAAAUGUAACGAUAAUUGUACGACUUUGGUUGAGGUUUUACCUUGGUUUUCAACUUUACGGAUUCGUCAAAAUGGCUGUUAAUUUUUGAGAAAUAAAAUGCUAACGCAAAACGGUUGAGGAAGUUAGCCGAAAUUGUUGAGCAAGGGCAAUUGUUGAAUUAUUUACAUUUAAGCAACGCGAUGCCUGCGACAGUUUGAAAAAAAAAACAGGAAAAGGUAGUGUAGCCAAUAAAAUAAAGUAAAAUAUUACCUACGAAUCAAAUGCUUCAGCCGCUUGUUGUUUGUUCAUGCCAUUAAAACGUAACUAAUUUUAAGUAAGCCGCUAGGUUUAGAUAAGUAUUACCAAGUGCGUAAGCCGCUCAUGAUCUCUGCUAUUUUUUUUAUAAUAAAAUGCAUGACGCAAUGCAAGUAGAAACAAAUUGUUAAUUGGACAGAAUAGCAAGAGCAACGCACCGAACAAAAUGUUAAGCAAUCGAGUAUAAAAUGCAGCCGGAAACGGAAGCUGGCAAACUGUACUUAGUGUAGAACGCACGACGAUGGUGUAUGUUCGACGAC